Molecule: messenger RNA, 1179 nt
Organism: Fusarium tjaetaba
Lineage: Eukaryota; Fungi; Ascomycota; Sordariomycetes; Hypocreales; Nectriaceae
Product: AGC PKA kinase
Exons: 3
Coding region: 1-1179 (392 amino acids)
Biological process (GO): peptidyl-serine phosphorylation
Cellular component (GO): cAMP-dependent protein kinase complex; nucleus
Molecular function (GO): ATP binding; cAMP-dependent protein kinase activity
Source: RefSeq, a predicted model, not a curated record
AUGGCUGCGACUGUUGCGCCCUCACACGCUGGUGGCCUACCAUCUUCAUCGGGAAUCCCUGCGCCCUCGCAUUCCACAAACUCUCACUCACAUGCCCAAGAUGCUCCGAAUGGACCAACAUCUCCCACGCCAAGUCCAUUACCGCAAACCCGAAAAUUCAAUCUUCGCGACUUCAGACGAGUUCGUACACUUGGGACAGGAACAUUUGCUCGGGUCUGCCUCGUCCGUCCCGCCGCAACUGCGCAUAUCCCCCUUGACCAUCAACUCAACCCCGAAGUCUACGCCCUCAAGAUCCUGCGGAAACCGGAAGUCAUCCGCCUUAAACAAGUCGAUCAUGUCCGACACGAACGAGCUAUUCUCGCUGAUGUCGCAGGCCAUCCUUUCAUCACAAACCUAAUAGCCUCCUUUUCCGACCAAGAUUCGCUCUAUAUGCUGCUCGACUACGUUCCAGGCGGAGAGUUGUUCACAUAUCUUAGAAAGUUACGACGCUUUGAAGAACCUGUCGCACGCUUCUAUGCCGCCGAGAUUGUUCUUGUUUUGGAGUACUUGCAUGAGCAGCAAGGAGGUAUUGCCUAUCGAGACCUUAAACCUGAAAACCUGCUUCUGGAUCAAGAGGGCCACAUCAAGCUUGUCGAUUUUGGCUUUGCCAAGCGACUCGGCUACCGUGAGGAUAACCGCCCCGUCGAGACAUACACCUUGUGCGGAACGCCUGAGUAUCUCGCCCCCGAAGUCAUCCAAAACAAAGGUCACACAGGCGCAGUUGACUGGUGGGCACUGGGUAUUCUAAUAUAUGAGUUCUUGACGGGGUAUCCUCCUUUCUGGCACCAGAACCCCAUCGAGAUCUACAAGCAGAUCCUAGAAAAGCCGGUUGUCUUUCCCCAAGACCCCCCCUUAUCAGAAGAAGCUAAGGAUAUAAUACGGUCGUUCUGCACCGUCGAUCGUUCUCGGCGCCUUGGUAAUAUAAGCGGCGGUGCAGCGCGUGUGAAAUCCCACCCUUUCUUCCAUGACACCAACUGGGAUGACAUUUUCAACCGUCGGCAAAAGGGCCCAAUCCAGCCCCCGAUACGAUAUCCCGGCGAUGCACAAUGCUUCGACGUCUACCCCGAGGAUGACGGAUCUCGCGAGCCUUAUGGCCGCGAGAUGGCGGAGAAAUAUGACCCAUACUUUGCUGACUUCUAA